Molecule: messenger RNA, 9222 nt
Organism: Babesia sp. Xinjiang
Lineage: Eukaryota; Apicomplexa; Aconoidasida; Piroplasmida; Babesiidae
Exons: 1
Coding region: 1-9222 (3073 amino acids)
Source: RefSeq, a predicted model, not a curated record
AUGCGUUCGCGUAGAUGCGCUAAGCGGAAGUUGAAGCGAGGCCUUAUACAUCAUGGCGCAAAACAACUAGCAUCACCCAGCCUAUCGGGACGCAUACCACACCUGAGUUCAGAGGCAGUGGAUGUGGAUGAGGUCAUAUUCUGCGUAUUGGACAGUUUAGUCGAUGGGAACCCCGAGACCGAAAGCGCGGCAACUAACGCCGUUCUCAGCUUCGCACAAAGACAACAAAAUUUCACUAUACGAGCAAUACUACACUUCCUAGAAGUACAAAGAACCACAGAAUCACAUCAACAUGUACUACUCACACUGCUACGCAAGUGUAUCACACAGUCACACGAGACUAUACCUACAACCGUAAUGCGAGAUGUACUACUGUUCAUGCUAAAGGAGUUGAAUUUCCUAGAACCAGGGGAUCUGAGACAGUCGGUAAUAGUUGAAGCCGUAAAUGAAACAGCAGUACUAUGUCCAGCGUUCUCAGUUGAGGUGAUACUUGCCUUCAUACGUGAUAUGCGACAGGAAAGUUCAUGCCUAACGGAGACACUUUCCAUAUACAUUCGUGUACUAGCACAUGUAUACCUACACGCGUGUAACAAUGAUUAUAUACGGAGCGUAGAUGUUGUCGGCCAGAUCUUGUCACUAUAUGACCAUUCGACACUAAGUGUGGAUUCCGGAGAAUUGUGCAAAAACUUAACGGCGCUACUCUACACGCUCUCCAAAGCAUUGUACUCACUACAGGAAUGGACAUCAGAUGAUGACACUAUCGCGAAACCAUUUGAGUUAUGCGAAGCACUGGCACUCGAGGAUGCAGCAGGCGAUCGCUUUUCAUUAUGGUUUGCCCGGUACCUGGAAUAUCGGCCAUCGGUGGGACCUGGUAAUGAGGAACAAAGUGAAACUAUGGCUGUAGAGCACCUGGGAACAUUAACAGACAAUGCUCCACCAUCGGAGUCCGACUUGAUAUGGUCCGCGAGGUCACAGGAUGCCAUGUCCCAAACUUCCGGAAACAGACCUGUUGUUAGGUCGUUACGUCUAGGAUCUCAUAAGAGGGUCCUGUCAUUUGCGGCAGCACUUUGUGCCACGGGUUCUGGAGGAGAAUGUACAUAUCGGGGCUGUUCAGGGGGAGAAAAUGGGCACAACAUAUCUGCAAGAAAGGCCAAUACCUCAAUAGAUAGAAUGGAAAUUGGACGUUAUGAUGUAUCACUUACACAUAUUCCUCAUAUAUGUGAUGCAAACAUCCUCUACGCAAAUAAUCACACUCCACCGAAGAGGCAGUUUACUACCUUUGGCGCUAUGGGACAUAGACAUAGGGCACAUCAUAGCGGCACAAAAGGUGUAAGGCGUAUCGGAAGUGGAUGGUUCCUAUCUGCUGCAGGAGUGCCACAGAUAUCACCAGAUGUUUGGGUACAAUCGAUAACACGGAACCAUGCAGCAGGACGUGAUACUGUCUUGCAGACCGUCAGCGGGCCCAUGGGCAUACCUACUGUGGGAAUACCUGCAGAUUUCCAAGACGUACUGGAACCGCUAUUUGAACUCAUGAUAGCCAGGUCGCUGGCAUCCAUAUACACCCACCCGCAUUACCAUGUUACCUGUAUGGAGACCUUAUUCGCACUAUCACUGCUGUCGAAACACGUCUCAGUAGCCGUACUAGUGAGAUGUGGGCUAACCUUGCUGGAUAGUGUAGUUGUCAGGUUCUACCAUUAUAUACCAAAUAUGCAGUAUCACCCAUUAUCAGUUCAAGGACAUACAAGUGUAUGGAUGGCGUUGCAUAAAGAAUCAAGCGAUACAUAUAGGAACAAAAUUGUGACCAUAUUUUCGUCCAUUGGCGCAUACGGUGAUAAGAUUUCAAUGCUACCGCCUACAGCACUUGUUAUGUCAUUGCUGCAUCUGUGCAAGGUACUUAUGCAAAGACAUCCACACAGUGUUGUGUGCCAGCUGCCGAAUAUAUGUGAGGUUCUAUUCGGGAUGUUUAUGGGACUGCACGCCUGCGGUAAGGCAACAUUAUUGGCAUCGUGUGACAGCAGCUUUAUCACAUUCUGCGCUGAUGAAGAGGACCUAUUGUUGCGUAGAAGCGCUAUUUCCGAAUUCCUCGACGUCACCUCCGCAUCAAGCUGCAAGGACUUUGUACGCAGUCUAGUAAUAGCAUGCCGAUUCUUUGCAUCAGUACCCGAUACUAGAUGCUAUUUCAUAGAUUUCCUUUUCCGCAAAACUUCCUGCAAUUCGGAUAAAGAGGUAUCGGUCGCAUUAUUCAUGUUAGGAUGGUCCUGCUCCUUACCUUCGCUACGUGACUCCUUAACACUAUCUCGUUGCGUUACCGCGCCGGCGAGACACUUCGGGAUGCGCGGGGCGCUCUAUUGGCGAAUCAUAGACACGCUUCAACAGCUUUUAAGACGGAUGCCAAUAGCAUCAGCCAACCCUUUAAUACUGAGGCUUAUGCUCACGCUAAUCAACCACCUAUCUAGGGGACAGUGGUUGCUACUGCAUUGCUUGGCGGGGUACAGAAAUUCGACGAAUUACGGAGUUGACUUUUCCCCGGAGGAAACGGAUAUAACUAUACCGCGAAGGAUACAUGCAUUGAUCGAUUUCGUAUUCAGCUUAAAAGUGGUUUACGAUUUAGAAAAACGUAUAGCAGAGAAUAGUAACAAGGCAAAUACGGUUAAUCCCAAAUUGACACCCGAAUUCUUCAGGAAGAUAUAUUGCGGACACCAUACUUCAAACUAUGACCUUUGCCUACUAGUAUGCGGUAGCAGGAGUUUCGAAAGGUUCUUGCUCACACACUCUGGAGAUAUCAUGCUGAUGUACCUUGUGCAAGUGAUGCUUACAAACUCAAAGAUGAGCGUUUUCAGCGCGCUGCGCUCAAUAUGCUCGCUCUUCUCCAGGUGUACAGUGGAAUCGAUAUCUAGAAGGUGCUCGGUAUCUGCAUACUCCAGGUUACUCGCGUUCGUACUCGUGUACCUACACGAUCCUUUCAACUAUUUCGGUGAGGCUUUUGCAGCAGCAAAGGCGCUGCCUUACAUCACACAGGUGUUGUUUGGACAGCGUCUGGAACUCACAACAGGCGUAAAUGACACAUGGCACAAGUCGAACUACACCGGUCUAGAUUCAUAUAUGCUCUCAUUUGAACCAGGGGAAUGCUACAGUAGCCUAAGUGGCAAAGACUAUAUUGUGCUACAUUUCGAAAAAAUUAGUAACGUUCUACACCAGAUGGCAGAAUCCACAUCGUUUGCCAAGUCCGCGGCUGACGUGAUACAACAGCUAUGCCGAAUAUGCCAAAGUAUCAAACCACCACCAGCAACUUACACAUCACUCUUGAAACUAGGCAAUGUACACUCCUCAAGCCUAAUGACCAUGUACCACAGUUUGGGGAUACUCCAUACCAUCGCUGCAUACUCCAGGUUAUCUGUGGACCUGUGCUCAACGCUUGUAGAUAUACUACUGGGAUACCGUGGCACGACUGCUACCGGGAUAUGGGAUAACAAUUUUGCACUGGAUGAAACGAUUUCGCCAUUAGUACCCAAUGUGGCUAAAUGGGCACCUCUCGCGUUGACAGUAUCGGAACAGCUUCGUUAUACCAUGCUACAGCUGGGUAUGUUCAUGAGGUCACGGAUGGAUCCGCCACAAGAGGUGGAAUGGUACCUUGACCAUACGUUACAUGAUUAUCAUCUAAUGUUCGUACAUCAACCAGAUGACUACUUGCAACAGGAAUCGUAUAUACUGAUGGGACAUAUUAUCAGCACAUUGGGUAUGUACACGCCAUAUUAUCGCUGUGUGUUAUGGAAAGUUUAUUACGCCCUCCGUUCACGGCUACCGAGUACCGGCGCACUAUUUACAAAGUUCUCCGGAUCCAGCUUUGGUGAACCACUGAAAGUCAUCGCCAUAACUGCACUAGGGUACUUGUACAACAGCGCGCCUACAGAAUCUAUAGACCAGUGCUUUACGGUUAGGCCCACGGACCUAGGCAAGUUGGCGGUCGAGGUGUCUCGACACCAUGAGUUACUAUACACGCCGACAGAAGAAUCACAUAUGAUACACAUGUACAACUGCUGUUUCCGUGAAAAAUAUGAAGAAACGGUAUCGAAUGAUUUGGCUGCUGAUUGCGGGAUAUUGAGAUGUAUCGUAGCACCGAUGCUGUACUAUACCUUCUUCGAGACGGAUCCUACGGUACAACUUGCAAUAGCAAGGACAUACCUCCUCACCUUACGGUCGUUCAACACUACGAAUCAACACAAUGUAGAUGUAAGGUUCCCGUUUACCGCGCUUAGAAGGAUAUUAUAUUUUGUGUCAAAACCUACAUUAAAGGAAUUCGGAGGUAACCAACAUUAUGAUUCUAGCGCUUUGGAACAACAAUGUGCAUAUCUAUUCAACUGCGCUCGUUGGGAUCUGAACUUUCCAGACGUACGUGCAUUCGAGAAUGCAGGGUUUAAAUCACCAACGGAAACUAUCACUUGUUCUAAUGUAUCACUGGGGUUCUUCGCCGCGAUAUGCCAUCUAUCAGACACCUUGACUACGUCGGAUAGCGUGCUGCCAUCGCUGCACGUAGUGUUGUCGUUCAUGGAUUAUUGGAAAACGAAUGUAGAAUCGCAUGGAUCGACUGGAACAACAACUGGUAUUGAUGUCAGGGCACUCACUACACGUUUUAUGCGGAACUGUGUUGAAAAAAGUGGAUGGCAUAGGCUGGCACAUGUCUUGGCUAUGACAUUGUUCCUGACUGAAGAGUUCCCCAAAGAUUUAGUAGAACACAGGGUAUCAUUGGCAGUAGAGUUUUUGGAUGGUAUCGAUCUCUCAUCGUAUGCAUCAGUACACACAUGCAACGAAUGUGAUUACAAACAUUCGAACCAUGGUAAUGUUGAGCGCAACGGUUCAAGGGAAGAUAUAGCGGCAAUAGCUACAGUGGAUCGUAAUGAAAUAGGAAAUGGUGAAACGGUGGCACAGGAAGUAACUCUUUCCGACCAAAUAGAUUUGAAUGUAGAUGGAUCCAAAAGUGUUAUUAUUGAGACGGAACAGCAUGGAGGCCACGAAACGUCGGAAAAUGAUUCGGCCGUAACUUCAACAGGUGAAGAAGAUCACAUGAGAUAUGUAGAAUGCGUAUUGCUCCUAUGGGCACAUAUGCUAAGACUAGAUACCGGUAACGCGCUAAGAGCGUCUGUCAGAUGCUGUCUUGAAAGGUUACUCUACAUUAACGCUCCUGAAAUGUGUUCGGUGGUGCCACCCGUCGGUUCAAUGACCACUGAUAGUGAGGUUUAUAGCGAACAUUGCUCUAUAACACACUGUGAUAACGAUGAAGUAUCACAUAUCGGUGGUAACCGGACUAUAUCCAACCAGUUUGCUAUGUUGGAACAUAGGGAAGUGGACACAACGGUUGUAGUACCACCUUUGAAAUCGCCACUUCUAUCUAGAGAGGCGUAUCUUGUCCAUACAUCCUGCAGAGUUGUCGCGAAUGUUGAACGUAUCGACCUUUUGGUACCUAAAGAAUCUCUAAUGCUCGCACUUCUGUGUUGUAUGAAAUACCUUUCGACAUCAAGUUGUAUUUCUGGGCCAUUUGCCGAAAUCUUGCAACUCAUACUCCAACAGCGCUACUCUGACCUUGACCACGAACAUCUGGAAUCGAUACUGGCUACGAUAUUUUCUAACUUCUCAUCAGCAUUUGAACAGAAGGAUGUACCAUGUUCCCUACACAAUUUUGUAGUUGACCUUGCUCAAACAGAUUUCGAGGUGCUAUGUAACGUGAUCUUUGCAUCCAAAUGUAACUACUCACAGAGCUUCAAACUAUCAGUCACCGCUUUAAUCACAUGCAACGCAUGGUUGAUGCUGCAACUCCUGGAAUUCCUGGAAAUGUCACUUUUGUCAAAAUAUCAGCAACGACCUUCGUCAAGAUACAGCGUUCCCAUGGACUACAUAUUAGACUUUCUAGAGAAGAUAUACCUCCAUAGCGAACAUGAGAUACUGAGAUCAGAGGAAGGUGUUAGGUUUGUAACCGCCUUAGUUUUACAUUUCAAUUUCUUGGCAAAAUCGGAUAACAAUGAAAAUGUACAGGUUAUGACCUGGUUCAGAACACUUGCUGAUCGCCUGGUGGUUCAUGAAAGUAGUGUAUCAGGGCUCAACAAUGGUAGCGGCGACGCGGGCUCGGCAGCUCGGACCCCUUGGUUAUCGAACACUGCACAAAGUGAUGCCGAUAUGCCUAAUAUCGACCAUGCGGUCCUACGCAGCUGUAGAGCAUUACUGAGAUCAUCAGAAUGUUACAUAAAAUGUUUCAUUACAUUUUUGGAAGGAACAUUACAACACCGAUUUGAUUUCAAGUCGGCAUUUCUAAGGGUAUGCCUUUCACUAUUCUGUAACCUUUUACGCGAUGGAGCCUUCGGACUAUACGGAGCAACCGUACUAGGCUUAAUACACAAGAUUACAUUGUCAAAGGAACACCAACGGAUAUACUAUCGAUCUUUGCAUUACUAUCUCCACUAUGUGGAGCUGGUGCCUAUGAGCCCAUAUACACGUCGUUUCAGAUGCCUAGGGUCGUUAAGUCGAGUCCGACAGGAUGUGACGUACCAGAUGUCGGAUGAGGGGCCUGAACCUAUAGAACGUUCGGAACACACCAAUAAUGCCCCUACAGUAUUCAAAGGAUCAUUGCCAAUGCUAACCGAUGGUGUAGACGGAUUGAGACGAUGUGUACUUGACCGUCUGGUGGUAUCAAUUCUAGAUGAUAUUUCUCAACCACUGCCGAAUGAUGUGCUAUACUGUCUCGAACGUGCUGCAGCAAGUUUAAUCAGGUACGCCACGGAAAGAAGGCACCAUAGGGUCCGUAACAUACGCGUGUUGGUUGCAAGGAUACUGCGCAGUUAUGAUAUACUAUCUCGUCGUGAGCCUUCGUUACUAUAUGCGUUUGGAGAGCUGUAUCUGGCUAUCACGCGAUGGAUUCAGGGGUGUAUGGCACGAGGCAUGAUUCUACCAGUAGAGGUACAAAGGCAUCUGCUGCCGCCACUAGCAAUGUCACUACUACACAAAUCGGGCUCUAUAAGGUCAGGUGCAGUAUAUCGUCGAUUAAUACGGGUUAUCGUACAAAUAUUGAGUGACCAUCCAGUUGACAACGAGAUAUCCACGGACUCUGGAAGUGGUUGGAUGAAAGGGGUACUAUUACGUCACCCUCGUUCCGUAGAGAUAACUAAAUCCACAGAUCUCUGUCUAUGUGGAUGCAACAAUCCUCAUUUGCGUCAUCAUUCCGGACAAAGAUUCUGUGUAUGCAAUGCAUUCUAUCUCUUGGACGUGUUCAGCAGCUGCUUCCCCAGCUAUAGCUGCGCAUUAGACAUGAGCGUAACGGAGUCGAUAGAUUCCGAGAUGGCGAGAUUACGCCGAGAUGAACACAUGAAACGAACUUCACAAGUGUUAUUCGGCAAUUCUAGCGAUGUUAGUGUGGAUUCACCCAUGGUAUUAGGCGCUCUAGCAGCAGUUUCGUGCAGCGGAGAGGAUGCAGAAGAUGAUCGUGAUUUUGUUGAUCUCAAUGAUAUAUAUAGAGUGCGCAUGCCUCACAUAUCGAAAAAUACGACGUCAAGCACCAGGGGAAACGUCAUAUCAAAGUUCUCGCCAACAGUUAUGCUAACGGCACGGUCGAUGCGUUCAACAUCCUUCGAUAAUGCAAAUGCAUUCUUUAGAGAAAUGAAACGGGCAGUAUCGGCUGAUCCAAGGAUGGUUGGCGCUGAUACGACCGAUGAAUGUAUGAUUAGUUUCGAUUUGCUGUCAAGACUUUCUAUUAAUGCCGGCGACGGCAUAGGCUUGGAAACAUGGAAUUCUAUGAAGGAAACUUUAGAACAGUCUACGUCGUCCAACAAUACAGCAGUCGAGCAAAGAUUUGAUUCUCUCGAAUCUGUUAGCGAUAAAUCUGACGUUGCACUAUACCUCGCAACAGCAGGACAGUCCGACACCGUCACGUCUAUCACUGAACGCGAUGCUAACGGCCGAGAUGUAUACACGGAGGAGGGUGCUAAACUGACCAAGGAACAAUUAGCGGAAAGUAACGGUCACCUAGGAGAACCUGUCAAUUUGAAAUCGGGAUGCAUGACACCCUUGGAAAUGCGUAAGGAAGAUAAUAACAAAGGUAGCAUUCUAGAAGAGCUGCAAAGAACAGAUACAAAAGAUGAAAUUGAUAUUGCCACUUUCAAUAGGAUAAAUAAGCGUUUUCGUAGACAUACUGCGAUGCAACACCCACUUUUUUACAAGGGAUCGUUGGCUUGCACGAGUUUAUCUGAAAGCGCAAUGUCGAGGUUAGAAAACAGCGGGUACGUUCCCGGGAAGGGAGCUGGUGCUUGGAACACUCAAGUACUGAAGAGCACUUGGUUUGGUCGACCUGUGCCCAUAAACAACGAAUCACUGGUACUACCACAAAGCACGGAAAGCGUGGAAUCCACUGAAUUCAAACGCGCAGAUCACAGAAAUCGACGUUCUAUGGGAAGAACACUUGAAACUUUGCCAUGUAUACCUUCGUUAAUGCAGUUACUCAGCAUAGCUGAUUUCCAAUUCCAAAGCGAUGGUUUGUUGAAGCGUAUUAAUGCAUUCACCAAUGAACAAGUUGGUGGAAGGACAACGGAUGAACCAACUCAAGUAUAUCGUGAUGUCACAUUCUUCGAUAUCUCAAAUCUAGAGAGCGUAUGGAACAGCACAUUGUACACUUCGCCGGUAGUAUAUAGAUACCUCCUACUCAGUAGGUAUACUACACGCCCUCGCCUCUACAUAUCACUCGGCGGCGAACAGAGGCCUCGACCAGUUUCCCGGCAUCUACAACAUGCUCCUGCACAAUCACCAAUAAUCGCUGCUGUUAAGCGGGAGUUACAUGCGGAAGUACAAGCAACAGGGAAAACAGGACAACCUAAUCCACUCAAGGAUAAACCGUCUGUAACCCAACCUGUAGUUGAACCAACGAAGGACGCUUUUGAACCCGAGGUGCCAGAACAUGUUAUUGUAAACGCUGUGCGUGGCUCGGCUGCCAUAUUACAUAUGGCACUCCUCCACUUAACGGAAGAGGAGGAAUUGCUACGCCAAUAUAUUGUCGAUAGGUGGCCACGUUGUUUUGUCGAAAUGGCACGUUAUAAUGCCAUAAUGCAUUUCGAAGCGUGUGCAAAGGUCACUGCUAAACAGCUUUGUAAGAUGCUCUACGGAGCAUCCGGCCUCGUAAAACGCGUACUUCUAGAAUCUAUGGAGGUAUUUGCAAUGGUACGUUCAAAUUCACUCCAUUGCGACUAG